This is a messenger RNA of Vigna angularis (adzuki bean), 2062 nucleotides long. Its product is annotated as H/ACA ribonucleoprotein complex non-core subunit NAF1. Gene Ontology annotation, molecular function: RNA binding. Lineage: Eukaryota; Viridiplantae; Streptophyta; Magnoliopsida; Fabales; Fabaceae. Gene Ontology annotation, biological process: box H/ACA snoRNP assembly; pseudouridine synthesis; ribosome biogenesis. The transcript has 3 exons. Gene Ontology annotation, cellular component: sno(s)RNA-containing ribonucleoprotein complex. The coding region runs from base 143 to 1810 and encodes 555 amino acids. The record is from RefSeq and is a predicted model, not a curated record.
UCUUUCCAAUAGAGGUUGCAUACAAUACAAAAACCCCAAGCGCCUAGGGUUUAAGCGACCACACCUAAACUACCCCAAAUCCUCCCUUUGAUUUCGGAGCUACCUACUUUUCGUUUCGAUUUCGUGCUGAAAGUUGAUUACAAUGGCUACCCAACAAGAAAACGUGUUGAGUGUCGACCCGAUUCCUAUUGGGGUCGAGACACCAGUGGCUUCGCAACAGGAGAAUCGGUUGGAUAUUGACCCGAAUCCAGUUGGGGUGGAGACCCAGGAAGCGCAGACAGAAAAGUUUGCGACUUUGGGUUGUGUUGCUCCUAUUGAGGAAGGAGUGGAGAAGAUCAAUUUGUUGGAUUCCUCUCUUUCUUUUUCGAUUGAGGAGAACGGUGAUAAGGAUGACAGCGGAAGUGAUAGUGAUAGUGAAAGCGGAAGUGAUAGUGAUAGUGAAAGCGGAAGUGAGAGCGAAAGCGGAAGUGAAAAUUCAGGGUCUGAAAGUUCUGAUUCUGGUAGUGAAAGCAGUAGUAGUAGCGGCAGUAGUACUAGUGAUAGCGAAGAGGAGAGUGACGAUGGCGACGACGAUGAUGACAACGAGGUACAAGUUGAAGAAGGCGAUAUUAGUUCUGAUGAAGAAAAGGUAGCUAGUUGGAGCAUGGUUGAUGAUGAUGCCGAUCAUGAUGAUGAAGAGGGUGAUGCUGGAGUUGGACCCAUCAGGUCAAAGAACGAGCUUCAGAAUCUGCCCGCUGUUCCUCCUGUCAAUGCUGCUUUGGAACCACACCAUCAAACGUUGCCAGUGGGAAUCAUUACUUCUAUUCUUGGUGCUCAAGUCAUUGUGGAAGGAGUGGAGAAGCAUGACCCUCUUAAUGAGGGUUCUAUUCUUUGGUUGACUGAAAGUCGAAAGCCACUAGGUUUAAUUGAUGAAAUCUUUGGACCAGUCAAGAACCCUUUUUAUAUUGUGAGAUAUAAUUCUGAAAGUGAAGUUCCUGAAGGGGUCAAUGGGGGAACCUUGAUCUCGUUUGUUCCAGAAUUUGCUGAGCAUGUGCUUAAUAACAAGGAUCUUUAUAGGAAAGGAUACGAUGCAUCUGGUGCGAAUGAUGAAGAGUUAUCUGAUGAAUUGGAGUUUUCAGAUGACGAGAAAGAGGCUGAAUACAAGAGAAUGCAUAGAACUACAAAAAGAGGUGUAAAUGAUCAAAAUCAUGGCAAGAAAAAAAAUAACAGAAAGAAAUUUUCACCUAAAGAGCAUGCAGCACCAUCCAUGCCUGAUGCACCUGCCGCACCUUUGGUUAGUCAUGGAAAUUGUCUUCCUUUUCAAGGCAUUGGACAAGCUCUGUUGGGUGGAACUGCCACAGUUUCAUCAUUUCCCUACUCAAACGCAGCACCCCCCAACUUUGGUACUCGUGGAAUUUGGACACAAGGAACAUUUCCACAGCAGCCACAGAAUGCUAUGUUUCCUAAUGGUUUUCCUGCAAAUGGGGUAUCAUGGUUCCCACAAAACACUCAAAUUCCUCCACAGCUGCCAAUGCCAGGAAUUCCAUUUCAACAGCAAGUACAUGGCAAUCAGGGAUCUCUUUCCUCAACUAUGCUACCUGGGAUGCAGCCCAAUAUGUUUGCUCAAUCCAUAUAUGCAGCAGGGCUUGUUGGUCAAAACCAAAUGACAUUUGGGAUGGGAUCACCCUUCCCACAGAUUCAGCCACCAGCACAACAGGGAUUUCCAUCCAAUUCUGGCGCUCCCCCUCAGUUUCAUGCACGUCCAUCUGGUAAUCGUGGAAGAAAAACAUUCCAUGGUGCAGGAAGGAAAGGGUGGCGACCAGCCAAGUGAACUGAUAUAUUGAGUCGGGCUAUUUUCCAAGAAAUGUAUUGCAAAUGUAAAUUUCUUGUAAGCCUGUUGAAUUUUGAAAUGAAUUAGGCAAGUUCUUGAAGUAGUCGAGUUUCUAAUCUCAAAUUAAAGGCAUCCAUCAUUUGUGGUUGAAAGUUAUAUGGAUUUUGACUAGAUGGGUGCUCUUUAUUUUGUCUGUGUACUUUCCAUGGCUGAAUCAUAUGCCAAUGAAUGUUUUAUCUAACCACAUCCUAG